UGAACGAGCGGAGGGAAGCUCAUUUUCAGAGCGCAUGAUUGUGUUAGAGGGGCUUCACUAGACUGUCACCACAGAGAGACAGCAAAGCCACUUCAACCACGCCUUUAAGAGUAAAUAAUCCACAACAGAGGAGACUGGGUGUAUAGGAUUUUGUCCAACUAGCUUUGCUUGAGUUUUUUUUUUUUUUUUGCAAGGGGAAAGUGCUUUUAUUUUCAUCUCUGGGACUCAGUGGAAUCGAGCAGCGGUGAGAUUCCGCUCCCCGCCUUUUCUGUGCGUAAAAUAAAAAGUUUAACACACCAAGGAGAUUAUUUGAGAGGUCUGGGAGCUCGGCAAACUCCACACUGUACUCUCCGGGAAUUGUAAAAGCUCAUAUCGGACGCCCACUGGAGGAGGAUAUAUAACUUUUCAACACAUUUUUUUUUUGUUUGCGGAGAAGCAGGGAGGCGGGUUGGUCUAACGGAGAGCGGAGGAAUCCUCUUCGCUGAGCCCGGAGGAGUGCGCGCAGCGCUGGGUAGCAGACUGACCCAGCGGACGGCACCUCAGAGACAAGGUUAUGACGGAACUGAGCUGAACAUGGAGCUUUUCUGGAUUUUGUUAUUUUCUAGUGUCUCACCUCUUGCCUGGGGCCAAGGAGUUUACGCCCCAGCCAAUGCCCAGAUCGUGCACUCAGGCGCAGCAUGUAACGUCAAGGAUGAUAACAUCAGUGAGAGAAUCUACACCAUCAAAGAAGGAGACACGUUAGUGCUUCAGUGUAUUGUUAAAGGACACCCACGACCACAGGUACGGUGGACGAAGACGGCAGGCAGUGCAUCAGACAAGUUCCAAGAAACAUCCAUCUACAACGAGACACUGCGCAUCGAGGGCAUCCAGAGGGUGCAGGGGGGUCGCUACUACUGCAAGGCCGACAACGGGGUGGGGGUGGCUGCCAUCAAGUCCAUCCGCGUAGAUGUGCAAUACCUUGACACACCAGGUCUGACGGUGCACCAGACCAUCAGCGAUGUGCGUGGCAGUUACUACCAGGAGAAGACGGUGUUCCUGCGAUGCACCGUCAACUCCAACCCUCCUGCACGAUUUAUCUGGAAACGUGGGAACAUGCCCAUUGAACAGAGCAAGGACAACGGAGUGGACAUCUAUGAGCCGCUUUACACUCAGGGUGAGACCAAGGUGCUGAAGCUGAAAAACCUAAGACCCAAGGACUUUGCUGAUUACACCUGCCAGGUGUCCGUCCGCAACGUGUGCAACAUCGAAGAUAAGUCGGUCACCUUCAGGCUCACAAAUGCUACCACUCCCCCAAUGAUUCGCUUGUCAGUCAACGACACGGUGGUGGUGGAUCCCGGGCAGGAUGUGCUCUUAACCUGCGAGGUGACUGCAGGUUUCCCUCUCCCCACUGUGACAUGGUCGCGUUACCCCGGGCCCCUUCCCCUUAGCGCCCAAAUGCGAGGGGCAACGCUGAUUUUGCGGGCGGUCACACCAGCUGACGCAGGCUUCUACAACUGCACGGCUAUCAACAAUGUGGGCAACCCUGCUCGCAAGAAUGUCAAUCUCAUUGUCAGGACCAUGAGCAACCUGACCUUCCAAAUUACACCGGACUCCAACAAGGACAGCGAGACCAUCCAGAUGGGUCGGGACCUCAAGCUGUCGUGCCACGUUGAUGCCACCCCACAGGACAAGGUCAACUACACCUGGUACAAAAAUGGCUCACCUGUCUUCAACUCAGAUAGCCUGAUCUUGCUGCGCAGCGACCCUGACAUGGCACCCGGCACCAGUAGCUUGGAGAUUGUGGACAUGAAGUUCAGAGACUUGGCUACCUACAGCUGCGUGGCGAACUUCCCAGGCUGCAGUGUCCCGGAGCUCCGUGUGGAUGUCAACAUCUCUCAAAACAGUGUCUCUCCUCCAGUGCUGUCAGUGCCUGCAGGAGGUCAGGUGGUCAGCGUACGAGAGGGCGGUAACACUGAGCUGGUGUGCUUGGUAGUGGAUGGCAAACCACGUCCACCUAUACUAUGGUCACGGAUGGAAAAGGACCUGCUAAUGCCAUCAGGGAAGCCUGUGGUGGAGACCCCUGAUGGCCGCUUGAGGCUUAAGAAUGUCAGUCGGGACAUGAUGGGGUUGUACCGGUGCCAGACUGCUCCAUACAACGGCCUUAACAUCAAACGCAGAGAGGCACAGGUCCAACUCAAUGUGCAGUAUCCUCCCAUAUUGGACCCAGUCUUCCAGGAUGUGCGUUCUAGAAACUAUCAGAUGGUGACUCUGAGGUGUACAGUCCUUCGGUCCAAUCCGCCACGUCUAACAGACAUCCGCUGGUUCCGUAACGGCGAUUUCAUCCGCAUGCCCAUGCCAGACCUGAAGGAGACGCCAGAGCUGAAGUUCAAACUGGAGCCUACCAACAAUGGCACUUAUGAAUGCCGAGUCAGCAAUACUGCAGGAUCAUCGACAUGUACAUUUAAUGUCUCUGCACAACCCUACAAUGCAGAAUUUUACUUUGACACACCCAACCCAGUCCGGAUUCUGAAAGGAAACAACUAUUCCUACAAUCUGCAGUGGACACAGAAAGAUCCUGAGGCCACAGACCGUAUCAUAGGUUACUGGAUUAAUGUCCGAUUAAUGAACAAGCAGAACCUGCUGUCGAAGCAGAUAGACCUCAAGGGUAAGGAGCCAGAGAAGGGGGUGCUGAUGUCCCACACCAUAUCAGACCUGAAAAUCCCUGUGUCCUACGAGGUCCGAUUGGCCCCCAUCACCACCUACAGCACUGGGGAAUACGUCAGUCGAAUCAUUCAGUACUCAGAACCCUAUACCUACCCAAGACCUUCAGACCAUGUGUGUGGUUUUGAGGAUGAGCGGAUCUGUGGUUUCUCUCAAGACCGGAGUGACGUCUUUGACUGGACGAGACAGAAUCACCUGACACAGAAUCCCAAACGAUCUGCCAAUACCGGCCCUGAGACUGACCGCAGUGGAACCAAGGAGGGUUACUACAUGUACAUCGAAGCAUCACGGCCGCGUGUUCAGGGAGACAAAGCUCGUCUGCUGUCUCCACUCUUUAAUGUGACCUCAGUCAGGGGCCCCAAGGGCUCUGGCAGAGUACCAUACUGUGUCUCUUUCUACUACCACAUGAAGGGCAAACACAUUGGAACUCUCAAUGUGCUUCUGAGAGUGAGGAGCAUUGCCUCUGUGGACUCGGUGGUAUGGACGAAGUCUGGUCAUCAAGGCCCGGACUGGAACAAAGCUUUCUUUGACAUCAGCCCCAGUGGACCCUUCCAGAUUGUGUUUGAAGGAAUUCGAGGCCCGAGUUUCGAGGGGGAUAUCGCCAUUGAUGAUGUGUCCAUCACCAUAGGGAAGUGCAAACAGGAGAACACUGUAGCCAGCGCAGGUAAGACAGUUCUGAUCGGUGGAUCACACUCACUCCCACUGGCCAGCUGGCUGACCUUUGGCCUCUCCUGCUUCCUGUCGCUGCUCUACAGAUGAUGAGCACUUCCUACAUCACCACCGCCUGUCUGCGCUGACAGACACUGCCCUAACUUACACUCUUACUUCUCUCUCUACCCUUCACCCUGUCCUUUCCUCUACUUACCUGUCUCCUCACCUGUCUGUCCUUUUCACUUGUUGUCUUUUGAUCCUUCAUGCAUCACUUUUUAGCCUUCUUGCUUAGAUAAAUGGUAACACAAAGUCUUUGUCUAGUUUCUCUUCCUCUGCUUUCUUUGAACAUCCCCUCUCCUCAACACUCAGUAUAACCAACUGACGCUCAUACCGUAUUUAAGAUGAACAUACUUAAUGAUCUUCAACUCUAUUGAUCUGAUUAGAUUCACGUUAUCCAUGUCAGCGUGUCACUUUGUCACCUUUUCCUCUCCUUCGUCAACCCUCUUUGUCCAUACACGCACCCUCUCAUGUAUCCCCAUUCCCUCGAACCGCAAUCCCUGACGGCCCCUCCACCCGAUUCCCGAGACACACCAAAGUGUCGGACACUCUACCAAAGAUGACAAAGGACCUGAGGGAAUAAAACAAGGGAACGUGGAUUCCAGGAAGAAAGUGAAAGAGAGAUAAAAAGUGGGGAAAAUCCUUUUUUUUUUUUUUUUUCACGGAAACUGUCUCCCUUCCAUCCCAACCUUUGGGACCGUGGGACCUACUGAAU
Molecule: messenger RNA, 4123 nt
Organism: Toxotes jaculatrix (banded archerfish)
Lineage: Eukaryota; Metazoa; Chordata; Actinopteri; Toxotidae
Product: MAM domain-containing glycosylphosphatidylinositol anchor protein 1
Exons: 18
Coding region: 574-3459 (961 amino acids)
Biological process (GO): homophilic cell-cell adhesion; synapse organization
Cellular component (GO): plasma membrane; axon; neuronal cell body
Molecular function (GO): axon guidance receptor activity; protein binding
Source: RefSeq, a predicted model, not a curated record